AAGAAACGGUCUUCACAUCCGACAACAAGAAAUGGCCACAACCAUCCAAUUUUUGAACUUCUUUUAUAUUAAUUUCGAUUUUUUCAACAAUUUAUUGUAUGAUAAAACAUAAAAUUUCCAAUCAAUUCCAAAAAAAAAUAAAAAAUCGUAGCUGAAAAUCUACCCAAAAAUCAUCAUGCCAGUAACGGAUAAUCAAGGAUCAUUCCUCAAUCGGAUAAGUAUCCGUCGGAAUCAAGUUUCAAAUAUGGAAAACAAUCAUGAACAAGAUCAAGAAGAUCUCGAACUUUUUCAGAAACACGUAGCUGAACGUUUCGCUGAUUUAUUACCAAGUGAUUCGUUAACAACUGCUGAUUCCCCUGCGAAGGAUCAAUCACCACUUUUCUCGAUUUCAUGGUAUCGUAAAUUACUCGAUGUUUUCCUCUGUUGUGAAGCUGAAUUUAAGGCGCUUGUUCUAAUUGGACGCGAUCCGGUUCAGUUUUCAAAACCUCCGUUGGAUCGUCUUGUACCUGAUAUUCUAGAUCGUUCUAUUAAAUCUCUUGAUAUUUGUAAUGCAGUGACGCACGGGUUAGAACUCGUGCAUCACUGGCAAAAGUUAGCUCUAACAGCUGUUACGGCGUUAGAGCGAAAGCCAAUGGGAGAUGGACAAGUAAGACGAGCGAAAAAGGCGUUGAACACGAUGCUUACGUCGAUGAUGCUUGAUGAUAAAGAGAAUAAUUAUCACGCUAAAGUCGCUGAACGAACGUGGUCCUUUGGACGACGUAGUGGUGCAGCUGGAAAUAAUAAUGCUAAUAAUAAAGAUAGAACAAAUGGUACUUUUCGUUCAAUGUCCUGGCCUGUGGCGAAGUCGUGGUCGGCUUCGAAACAGGUACAGGCUAUGGCGUCCACACUGGUGGCGCCACGUGGAGGUGAGUCUACUGGACUCGCCUUGCCAAUUUACAUCAUGAGCACGAUUUUCGUGUUUGUGAUGUGGGGAUUGGUGUCAGCAAUUCCGUGUCAGGAACGUACGGGACUGCUGACACAUUUCCCAAUGAUGAGGAAUUUGAAUUGGGGACAGUCAUUAAUUUCACUGCAGGAUAAAAUUGCUGAGGAAUGGAAGAAAAAGGAGAAAAAAGGAACAACUGGUUUGUUGGAUGAGCUGCAGAAAAUGGAGAAAGUUGCACAGAAUUUGGUUGAUUUUGCUGAGAAUUUUCAGUUUCCGGCGGAGGAGGAGAAGGUGGAGGAAGUGGCGGGGCAGGUGGCGGAGAUGGCGGAGAUAUGCCGGAAAAUGGAGGAGGGAUUAGCGCCAUUGCAACAACAAAUUAGAGAAGUGUUUCAUAGGAUUGUGAGGAGCAGAGGUGAAGUUCUUGAGGUUCUUGAUCAAGUUGGUAAAAUGUCAACACCAGUACUUUAUUAAUUUUUAACAGAAGAUAUAAUUAUUAUUUUUUUACAAUUUCCAAAAUUAAGGAUUAGUUUGUUUUGGUUUUUAAAUUUUCUGUCACGAAAAAGCUGACUAGUUUUUGUAAUAAUUAACUACUAUAAUUCAAGUUUUUGUUUGUUUCAUUAUGUAAAAAAGAAAUGAAUUGUAGAAUGAUUGGUUUUGCAAUGGAUG
Molecule: messenger RNA, 1588 nt
Organism: Solanum pennellii
Lineage: Eukaryota; Viridiplantae; Streptophyta; Magnoliopsida; Solanales; Solanaceae
Exons: 1
Coding region: 176-1393 (405 amino acids)
Source: RefSeq, a predicted model, not a curated record